Messenger RNA from Bursaphelenchus xylophilus (pine wood nematode), 3561 nucleotides. NCBI's taxonomy places the organism in Eukaryota, Metazoa, Nematoda, Chromadorea, Rhabditida, Aphelenchoididae. The record is from the annotation of a GenBank genome assembly.
AUGAGUAACACCCAGGCAAACCUUGGGAAGUUAUGGAUCUUUGAUCCAACGAAGAACCGAUGGGCUUCUUAUGAAAGCAUGCUGAGAAGAAUCUUGGCUGCUCGCACUAUUGAAGCUGAUGGUGAAAAGAAAGUCUUUCUUUUCAACCACAUCGGUCCAGCGGCUUAUGAGUCGUUAGAAGUGGCCAUGAACGGUCAAAAUAUGGACUCCAAGUCCUUCGAUGAACUCUGUAGAGUUCUCACGGGUAUCUUUGAACCCAAAGGUCUCGUUGCGUCUACGCGACACAAGAUCUUCACUGCAAAACAACUGGCGGACCAAACGUCCAAACAGUUUAUUCAGCAGGUAAAGUCGUGGUCUAUAAAGGCUGACUUUGAGAGUGUUGUGAACACUCGCGAUUUUGUCCAGGUCCAAGCAAUUAUCGCUGGACUGCAAGACAAAAAAGUCAAGGAAAAGCUCCUUGAAACUCCAAACUUGGACAUGACCAAGUUGGAAGAGAUUGUUGAACUCGUAGAAGGUUCACAAUCGGCUGCCAAAGAAAUGGCUGGCUCAAACGCAUCCGGCACUAUCGCCAGGCUGGAUAAAAAGCGCCAAAAGAAACCCCUUUGGGGUAAAUCAGGAAAGCCGAAAGGGCUUCAAGGAACUUGCUAUACGUGCGGUUCCAGCCAGCACAUGCAGCCUUAUUGUCCAAAAAGAGGACAAAGACAGCCUCCCACAAAUCAAGGGUACCAAAGACGCCAAAACGGCAGAAACAGUGGGAUAAGAGCUGUCCUACCAGAGUCUAGAUACGAUUCUGAGGUGUCAUCAGAUGAAGAUGAUGCUUGCCUUGCCUUGGAGCAAGAAGUCGAAGUUCGCAGGGUUUCAAUCCCUCCGGUCUGGCUAAAGGUCAAAUUGAAUGACAUUGAAAUAGCCAUGGAACUGGACAGUGGAGCAGUCCGGUCAGUCAUCCCCAAACCAGUAUGGGAAAAGAUAGGUCGACCUAAAAUAUCUUCGUAUACCGGAGAACUUCAUGGAUAUGGUGGUAAACCAUUGAAUGUGCUGGGAACAGCGUAUAUUGACGCGUCCUUUGGAAAGCACUCAGUAUUGACCGAAAUGGUCAUUGUCCGAGACAGAAAGGGUCAAGCCCUAUUCGGACGAGAUCUUAUUAGAGAUCUCAAGGUUGAUAUGGGACCUCAUGUCAAUCUCAAUUCGGUAGCCCCUUUGGAGGCCAAUAAAGAAACCGAGAAUACUCUGAAAAAUGAGUUUAGAGAGCUCUUUGAGCCUGGCCAUGGAACCUACAAAGGUCCAGCCGUUGAACUAAAGUUCAAGAAAACACCGGAACCAGUGUUCCUCAAAAGUAGACCUGUGCCAUUCGCACUUGUCGAAAAAGUAUCCAAGGAAUUGGAUAGAUUGGAAGCCGAAGGUUCACUCAAAAGAGUGAUGAAUUCAGACUUCGCAUCACCAUUGGUAAUCAUUCCGAAAGCCAACAAUGAAAUUCGACUCUGUGUUGAUUUCAAGAGGACCAUAAAUCCUCAACUCGAUGUCGACGAGUACCCACUCCCGACUCCUGAAUCGAUCUUCCAGCAGCUGAAUGGCGGAAAACUUUUCAGCAAGAUCGAUUUAAAGGCAGCUUUCAAUCAACUCAGGUUGUCAGAGAAAGCGCAAGAAUAUUGUACUAUCAGUACCUUUAAAGGUCUGUAUAGGUACACUCGCUUACCGUUUGGUAUUGCGUCAGCUCCAGCGAGAUUCCAAGCAACGAUCGAACAGAUCCUGCAAGGAAUACAAGGAGUCGCUGUAUAUCUUGAUGAUAUUACAGUCACUGGUCCAGAUGAUCAGUCCCACAUACAAAAUCUCAGAGAAGUCCUCAAGAGACUCCGAGAUUCUGGUCUUCGACUGAAGCCAGAAAAAUGUGAACUCUUUCAAGAGAGUAUUUCCCUAUUAGGGCAUGAGUUAAAUGCUGAAGGGAUCAGAGCUCUGCCAAACAAGGUAGAAGCUAUAACCAAAAUGCCAGCUCCAAAAGAUCUGAAGCAACUCGCUUCUUUUCUAGGCAUGGUUCAAUAUUACAGUCGCUUUGUAAAAGGACUAUCAGCACUCGCUGCUCCUCUAAACGCCCUCAGAAAGAAAACUGCAAAAUGGCAGUGGGGUAGAAAAGAGAAAGAAGCUUUUGAAAAGCUCAAAGAAAGGUUGACUAGUACAGAAUUGCUAGUUCAUUAUGAUCCAAAGAUCCCAGUUCGACUCAGUACAGAUGCCUCAGACUACGGUCUAGGAGCUCAAUUGGAGCAUGUAUACCCUGAUGGAAGCAUCAAGGUCAUUGGCUAUGCCAGUCGAACGCUCACUCCAGCAGAGAAAAAUUACGCCCAAAUUGAAAAAGAAGGGUUAGGGAUCCUAUUUGGUGUUGAGAAGUUUUCUCAAUAUUUGUAUGGACGAAAGUUCAUACUGCAAACCGAUCAUGAACCAUUGGUUCGAAUUUUCGGUCCGAAAGUAGGUUUACCUACGGUUGCAGCAAGAAGACUGCAAAGAUGGGCCAUAAGGCUUAUGCAGUACACAUUCGAAAUACAGUAUGUGUCAACCGACAAGUUCGGUAAUGCGGACGGGUUAUCUAGACUACCCGAUCCAGCAGAGAAACCUGAGAAGUUUCGUAGAAUGGAGGAGAGGCAUGUCUUGGCUGUUGAAGCAGAACAGUCUUGGCCGAUCUCGUUAUCCAAAGUCAGAAAACUCAGAUCUCGUCUCAAUAUUCUUCCUAGACAACCUCAAAAGGUUAGUAAAGGAGAACAUAAAGCGGUCAGCAAAUACCGUCAGAAACUCGCUGAAAAUGCGAAUAAAGGAAGACGCGAAAAGAAAUUCGCUCAAGGAGAUCUGGUAUAUGCCAGAAAGUUCAAUGACCCUAGAAUUCGUUGGAUUCCAGGUGUUGUUUCAGAACUCAUCGGUCAAAGGCUUUUAGCCAUUCAAACCGAAUUUGGUGUAUUGAGACGCCAUUACGACCAAGUAAAGCGUCGUGUAGUUGCUCAGGAGAGUGACUCAGAUUCUGAUGAAGAAUCUCAAGAUUUCCCUCAGUUUGGAAAUGGGGGAGGGGAUAUUGGCCGUGAAAGUCAUCAAGGUCAGAUAUCUGACACUCUGAAAACCGCGAUAGAGCGGACAGAUUCAGAAGACAACGAAAUGUCGACUGAAAAGUCAGAUCCCAAUUUCGAGCCUGAAUCCUUUGAGGAUGGAGCCGAAAUCGAUGAAUCCCCAAGUCAAGAUGAAGUCAUGGAGUCAUCCAGAGACACAUCAGUCACGCCAACCUCAGUGGUUCCUAACGCUGGUGUGUUACCUAGAAGAUCUUCCAGAUCACGGAAGUCUCCUAAAAGACUUCGUUACGACCCCAGUUUUAACCAAAUUGGAACGGUCACCGAAGAGUGGAAAGCAAGUGCCCUAUGUUCAAGUCUCGAUGGUUGUACCCGCUCGAUGGAACGCAAUCCCGAUGGUCAACCCAGUCAGUUUGGUCCCGGCGUGCCCUGUUGCCAGUCCGUGUUCCCGCCAAGCUCCGAAGCCAGUUCGGUGGAAGUGCCAAGCCGUGCCCGACUUGAGCACUUGGAGGAGAUGUGA